This is a messenger RNA of Volvox carteri f. nagariensis, 1290 nucleotides long. RefSeq lists its product as uncharacterized. The coding region runs from base 1 to 1290 and encodes 429 amino acids. The record is from RefSeq and is a predicted model, not a curated record. The transcript has a single exon. Lineage: Eukaryota; Viridiplantae; Chlorophyta; Chlorophyceae; Chlamydomonadales; Volvocaceae.
AUGUCGUUCCUCCUCCUGACUUCAGUUAUCAUCGCGCUGGUAUCAGAUCCAGCAUGUGGUUCUUCAAAUAUCGGACGGCUUCAAGGACUCUACAUUGGUUGGAUCGCGCACGCAAACCUUGGCGAUGAGCUGGUGCUGGACAUUUUUGGAUAUUUGCUGCGCGACGUCCUGCUGGAACCUGGCAUGUAUCAACGGGCGACUUUAGAGUAUCAGAAACCCUUCGUUUCAGGUCAAAUCCAAAGGCUCAACUUUUCGGCUUACGGCUUUGCGGUACUUGGCGGUGGCUCGUUAUUGGAGGCUAACCACAAUUUGAGGACCGACCAAUGUCACGGUGUGAGAAAUGCUAAUGUGCCGCUAUAUGUUCAUGGAACAGGCACCCAGCUACCUCACUUGGAGUUCAACUCUCUGAAUCUUUUGUGUGUACAGCCGCCUGUUUGGGGAGGUGUGCGCGGGCCCCUGACAAACGCGCUUCUGGCCAACAUGUCGCAGCAUCUCCAAAGCAACAUUACUUAUGAACUACCUGUAUUUGGGGACUCGGGAAUCCUCGCUGACAGAAUUUUCCCUCGCGUGUCCUCCGCGGCUGUUGUCGCGAAGCUGGAGGAUGCCCUUGGUACUGUGAGUUCUGACGGCGUCAUCUGCAUCAGCGGGGCCGUACGAUCGGGCCAUAAGGAUACAUCAAAUUUUAAGGACACCGCUGAUUUAAUAAAGGCAUGGGUGAGCAAAUACAUUGUCGUAUUGCUGCCAGUGGACCCUGAAACAGCCGACAGACAGGUGGUCGUACACUGGAAAUUGCUGACGUCGGACCCCAAGGCCAACGGCAAACUGUUUUUCAAUCCGCAAGUUACCAAUUACGGCGUCUGGCUGGCCCUCUUGUCCCGCUGUGAUUUGGUCAUAAGUAGACGGCUCCAUGCGGCUGUGAUGGCAGCAGCCGUCGGGGCGCCGUUUGUCGUGCUGUACGAGAAUGCAAACACCCGGCUAUACAGAAAGGCCAAGGAUUUUGUGCUGGGGACCGUGGGGUCGGACGGUUGGGAGGAGUUUUUUGUACGGCGGGGCGAUUUCAACGGAUCGGUCGCUGCCUUGACCAGCCUCCUGGAUACGAUGCGCCGGCGGCAUCCCCGGCAGAAGGCAGCCUUUGGCCGCGCCAUAGAGCACGCACACUCGGUCUACAUGAGCAGCUUGCGGGCGUUCGUCCGAACAGUCAUUCCCGACAACUUGCGGUCCUUUAAGGACGUGCACAUUCGUAUAUCUCGAUACCUCGACAGCGCGAGGUUCGAUUUAAGUUUUGAGUAA